Entrophospora candida is the source of this 655-nucleotide messenger RNA. Lineage: Eukaryota; Fungi; Glomeromycota; Glomeromycetes; Entrophosporales; Entrophosporaceae. The record is from the annotation of a GenBank genome assembly.
AUGAACAUAUGGAUUGGACAAGUUGGUGCAAGUGGCCUAAUCAUUACAGAUAAUUUAGUUGCUGAAAAGGCAAAAAAUUUUGGUGAAAAAUUAGGAAUUGAAAAAACUGAAUUGACUUUUUCAAAUGGAUGGUUACGUGGAUUUAAGCAAAGAAAUAAUUUAAAAGCUGUUAAAAUUCAUGGAGAAGCUAACAGUGCACCAUUAGAAAAUUUACCUUUAUUACGAAAUAAUUUAAAAACUGUGACUAGUAAAUAUGAUUUGGAGAAUAUUUUUAAUGCAGAUGAAACAGGUCUGUUUUAUUGCAUGUCUCCAAAUCAAACUCUUGCUAGUGGUCCAAUAUUAGGAAAAAAAAGGCUAACAGUAUUGUUGGCAACAAAUGCAACUGGCACAAGAAAACUUAAACCACUUGUAAUUGGAAAAUUGGCUAAACCUAGAUGUUUCAAUAAUGUUAACAUGUCUUUAUUACCUGUAAUUUACAAAUCUACUCCAAAAGCAUGGAUGCGCACUGACAUUUUUGAAAAAUGGUUAAGGGACUUAGAUACUGUUUUUCGAGUGGAAAAUAGGAACAUAUUACUUUUAAUUGAUAAUGCACCAUCCCAUACAGAUCCAGGCUCAUUGUUAGAUGAACAAUUGGAAAAUCAAAUAAGUGCACAAA